UAGAAAAGGUAACCUUAGAAAAUUCAUGGGUCCAGAAAGGCCAGAUCUUGAUGACAAAGGGGACGAUGAAUCACUGUUCUUCAGUUUUACAAGCAUAGAAAUUGCCACAGAUCAUUUUUCUGAGGAAAACAAACUUGGUCAAGGAGGAUUUGGUCCUGUCUACAAGGGUAAACUGGUCAACGGGCUAGAGAUUGCAGUUAAAAGAUUGAAUAGAAUGUCAGGACAUGGAAUUGAACAAUUCAAGAAUGAAGUCAAAGUGAUCUCAAAGCUGCAACAUCGAAACCUUGUUAGACUUUUGGGCUCCUGCAUUGAGAAAGAAGAGCGUUUAUUGGUAUACGAGUACUUGCCGAAUAACAGUCUGGAUUCAGUUCUUUUUGAUGCAGCAAAGCGGAAUAUAUUGGAUUGGAAAAGAAGGUUGAAAAUCAUUGAAGGGGUAGCUCAGGGGCUUUUGUACCUCCACAAGUAUUCUAGAUUAAAAAUCAUCCAUAGAGAUCUGAAAACAAGUAAUGUUUUAUUAGACGCAGACCUGAAUCCCAAAAUUUCAGAUUUUGGAACCGCCAGAAUUUUUGGAGAGAAUGAGAUGCGCGGAAGUACAAUGAACAUUGUUGGGACAUAUGGUUAUAUGUCUCCUGAAUACGCCAUGGACGGGGUUUACUCGGAGAAGUCCGAUGUAUUUAGCUUCGGAAUCAUGAUUCUUGAGAUCAUAAGUGGAAAGAAGAACACUUCUUUCUACGAUUCGGAUCGUCACCUAAACUUAAUAGGACAUGUCUGGGAUCUAUGGACAGAAGGAAAAAUUUCAGAAAUCACAGAUUCUUGUUUGGAUGAAACAGUCUCAACAAGGGAAGCACUAAAAUAUGUUCACGUUGGUUUAUUGUGUGUGCAAGAAAAGGCAGGAGAUAGACCAACAAUGUCGGACGUGGUAUCCAUGCUCCUCAAGGAAUCAAUGGUUCUUGCCUCUCCUAAGCGACCGGCUUUUGCUGAAAUUAUGACUCUUAACAAUACCAAGUUACCUCAAAAUCCAGAAUUUGGUUCUUUGAACGAGGUCACAAUUUCAGAUGUGCAGGGUAGAUGAUUAUUUCUUGGCCAGGCGUAUAUUUUCUUGCUGGGUAGAGAAAGGUGGGAAGCCGGCCCUAUCCUCAAGUUAGGGGUGGCCACUGCUGAUAAUCAGUCUCAAUUCUUUUGUGGAUUCAUUUUGGAUUUGAAUUUGAUGACUGAUUAUUCCAGUAAUCAAACAUUAUUUUAUUUAUUAGUAAUUUGGCAACCAACUCAUUUAAGUGAGUUGGAGGAUCAACUUAGAAACCCUCCUGAAUUUUAUAACUUACUUAGUAUUGUUGAACUUUAAAAAAUAUCACUUUAUCUCUCGUAUUUUCAACUUUUUGUAGCAUUGUAAUCUCAUUUUAAAAUAUAUUAUUAAAAACUCAUUCUUGGAACGAA
Coffea eugenioides is the source of this 1434-nucleotide messenger RNA. RefSeq names its product G-type lectin S-receptor-like serine/threonine-protein kinase At1g11410. The record is from RefSeq and is a predicted model, not a curated record. Gene Ontology annotation, molecular function: protein kinase activity; ATP binding. NCBI's taxonomy places the organism in Eukaryota, Viridiplantae, Streptophyta, Magnoliopsida, Gentianales, Rubiaceae. The transcript is spliced from 5 exons. The coding region runs from base 26 to 1072 and encodes 348 amino acids. Gene Ontology annotation, biological process: protein phosphorylation.